Messenger RNA from Mizuhopecten yessoensis (Yesso scallop), 1704 nucleotides. RefSeq names its product PC-esterase domain-containing protein 1B-like. The record is from RefSeq and is a predicted model, not a curated record. The transcript has 5 exons. NCBI's taxonomy places the organism in Eukaryota, Metazoa, Mollusca, Bivalvia, Pectinida, Pectinidae. Bases 100 to 1599 code for a protein of 499 amino acids.
GUUCAAAGCUGGUUCGAGCGCGCCCGUGUUUGUCUGCAUGCAAGCUAAAGGGUUCGCACAACAAGCAGGGCACGUCUGCAGAACUCUUUGAUAACAAACAUGUCGGACAUCUUCCUGAGUAAAGAUGCUUAUGGCAUUCUGAAGAACAAGUUUGUUGUUGUGAUCGGAUCAUCAGUUCAAAGGUCAAUCUACAAGGACUUGGUGAUGUUGCUGCAGAAAAACAGCUAUCUGAAAGAUCGUCAACUUCGGGCCAAGGGCGAGAUGAACUUUGCGGCUGACGUGCUAUUACACGGGGGUAAGAAAGGCGAGAUGAACAACGGUAUCCACUAUCGCGAAGUACGACAAUACAAAACAGAUUACCACCUGGUGCGAUUUUACUUUGUGACACGCUGCUUUAACAACUAUGUGAAUUCCAUAUUGACCGAGCUGAAGGAGGAACCACGGCCUGACAUUGUUAUCAUUAACUCGUGUCUCUGGGAUAUAACCAGGUAUGGUGAUAGCUAUGUGAGUGAUUACAAGGUGAACCUGGAGAAGCUGUGUGUCUGUAUGAAGAACUGUUUGACAGAGAACUGUUUGGCUUUAUGGAACACCACCCUGCCAGUGUCCAGAAAGGCCAAGGGUGGCGUCAUUGUUCCAGAGGUAGAACAUAUGAUGAACUCUCUACAACUGGAGGUACUGGAAGCAAACUUUGUCGCACGUCAAAUCGUAGCCUCGCAUGGAUUUGAUGUGGUUGACCUGCACCACUUCCUACGUUACCACCUACACCGUCGGGCAGAGGAUGGCAUUCACUGGGAUAUGACUGCACAUCGCCGGAUCACCAAUUUGCUUCUAUCACAUAUCACAGAGGCUUUCGGCGAAAAGUUGCCAAAUCAGACAGAGGUUAAGGGGGUCGUGAAGCCUUGUACAGCCAAUCUAAACCAGGUAAAAAAGAACUUCACUCAAAGAAAUCGGACAGAAAAUGGAAAUUCUGUCUCUCUUGGAUUACAGUUGCAGAAUACUAACGUUGUUCCGAAUUUUCUGCGGAAACCUCCCCAGAACAUGUGCCUGUCUGUCCAUCCUUUGGCCCAGUCACAAAAUGUUCGGCAACAGGUUAACUUUGGGCAGAUUCAAGUCGGCAACAUGCCCAGCAUUGAAGAGCGGUACGGUGGACCAAUCAGGAAAAUGGGCUAUGGCUAUUUUCAAGUUGACAACCAUGUGGCAAAUUAUGGUACUAGGACAAACAGCCAACAACAUUGCACAGACAUGGGCAGGGGUUUGGCCUUGUUCACUGAUGAGAUGAAUCCAGUAGACUUCGCCGAAGACUACCAAGAGAAUUGUUUGAACUUUCAGGAAAAUCAGCUGCCUGAUAAUAACCAAAUGGUAGAUGAUGUUGAUUUCAGCUCAAAUAAUUUCAACGCAUGUGAUAAUUUCGGCCAGAACAUUGAGCCGUACAAUUGGCAGCCGUACGGUCGACAGAACUAUCAUCCACCCGGACACCAGACAAUGCCUCCGCGGCACAUGCAUCGCAUUGUCCCCUAUAAUCAGAGAAGAAGGGGCUAUCCACCAGGAAUGGCAGGGCCAAGAGGUGUUUGCAUGCAAAACAUUAGGUUUUUCCGUUAGUGCUCGACUGAAGCGAUAUUUUUCUUGAAGCCAACUUCAGAUUGUUUUUGAUGUGGUUUUUGUUUUUGAUGUGGUUUUUGUUUUUGAUGUGGUUUUUUUUCCCAA